GGCGACCAGGGGCUUUCUCGGUUUAAUAAACUUCGGGUCGUGGUGGCCGACGAUGACUCUGAAGUCCCAGAAAGGCCUAUCAACGGGGCGCACCCGGCCCUCCAGACCGACGAUGAUUCCUUAUUGGACCAGGACUUACCUUUGACCAACAGUCAGCUGAGUUUGAAGGUGGACCCCUGUGACAGCUGCAGCAAACGGAGAGAGUUAGUGAAGCAAAGAAAGGUGAAAACCAGGUUGACCAUUGCCGCCGUCCUUUACUUGCUUUUCAUGAUUGGAGAACUUGUAGGUGGAUACAUUGCAAAUAGCCUAGCAAUUAUGACAGAUGCACUUCAUAUGUUAACUGAUCUAAGUGCUAUCAUACUUACCCUGCUUGCUUUGUGGCUGUCUUCAAAGUCACCAACCAGAAGAUUCACCUUUGGAUUUCAUCGCUUAGAGGUUUUGUCAGCUAUGAUUAGUGUGCUGUUGAUAUAUAUACUUAUGGGAUUCCUCUUAUAUGAAGCUGUGCAAAGAACUAUCCAUAUGAACUAUGAAAUAAAUGGAGAUAUAAUGCUCAUCACUGCUGCUGUUGGAGUUGCAAUUAAUAUAAUAAUGGGGUUUCUGUUGAACCAGUCUGGUCACCAUCACUCCCAUUCCCACUCCCUGCCUUCAAAUUCUCCUACCACAGGUUCUGGUGGACAUAGCCAUGGGCAGGAUAGCCUGGCAGUAAGAGCUGCAUUUGUGCAUGCCUUGGGAGAUUUGGUACAGAGUGUUGGUGUGCUAAUAGCUGCAUACAUCAUACGAUUCAAGCCAGAAUACAAGAUUGCUGAUCCCAUCUGUACAUAUGUGUUUUCAUUACUUGUGGCUUUCACAACAUUUCGCAUCAUCUGGGAUACAGUAGUUAUAAUACUGGAAGGGGUACCAAGCCAUUUGAAUGUAGAUUAUAUCAAAGAAGCCUUGAUGAAAAUAGAAGAUGUAUAUUCUGUGGAAGAUUUGAAUAUCUGGUCUCUGACUUCAGGAAAAUCCACUGCCAUCGUUCACAUGCAGCUAAUUCCUGGAAGUUCAUCUAAAUGGGAGGAAGUACAAUCCAAAGCAAAGCAUUUAUUAUUGAACACAUUUGGCAUGUAUAAAUGUACUAUUCAGCUUCAGAGUUACAGACAAGAAGUAAACAGAACUUGUGCAGAUUGUCAGAAUUCCAGUCCCUGAUUUUUUGUGUUUUGGGGUUUACUGCCUUAUUUAUCCUGCAGUCACAGACUUGAGAGCAAUAAAUGCAAACCUAAAUGAGAAAAUGGAAUCCCUGACAGCUGUGUCCAUAUCAACCACCAGUCUCUCAAAACAAUCACUCCAGCCUGACAAUGGGAGUCUCUGUUUAAUGGUAAAAUGAGACUUCGCCGUGAUUUUAGGAUGAAGAUGUUUCCCAUAUACUGUUUACAGAAUGAGAUGUAAUUCUACAGAUACCUCAUAGAAGACAAUCCAAGACCAUACUUCAUUAAUUUGACAAAGUACACAUCUUAAAGGAAGCAUCAGAAUCAGUAUUUAAAAUACUUUUUAAAGGCCACUUUAUAUCAAGCCAGUGCUAGCAAACUAAGUUGUUGUUUUGUUUGUUUUGUUUUUUAUUAUGUAAUCUUGACAUCCAGCUUCUGGAAUUGCUGCUGUCUUUAUACAGAAAUUAUUUCUCAACAGAUUUCAGAAAGUACUACUAAUUGUCCAGAAUGGAAUAAGCAUGUAUUCCUAAGUGUUUCAGAAACAUUUUAUUUCACAAAUAAGUCUUAAUGUUAUUGUUAUACUUUAUAAACAACUUUUUCCAGAUAUUACCAGGCUUUGAAUCUCAAAGUUAACAUUUUUGAUUAUUUGUAAUCUUAUCAGAACCAAAUCUUUACAUAUUGUGAUCACUGUCAUUAAAUUACUUAGGAAAUAUUUUCAGUAGAAUUCUGAAUGGCAGAAAUUAGUCUUAAACUCAGAUUACCAUAUGAUUAUUUAAAACAAAGAAGCAAGAAUGGGGUGUAGAGUUUCAGAUUUACAUCUUCCCAAAAUCACUUUUUGGUUUUAGAAUUGAUAUAAGGACAGCAAAAGACUGCAAAAUCUAAGUAAUGAUUCUCUGCCUGUUUAAGGACUGUCAACAUUUUAUACAGUUUGCUUGGUAGCUUGGUUUCUGCCCUCAUUCCAGGUUAUCUGUAUUGUCCUUUCAGGGUAACUGUAGAGGGCUGAAGUUCAGUUUGUGAUGUCCUCUAUGUAGAUUAACUACUACUCCAGAGAGAAUGUCUGCUUUAUGACAGAGGUUAGAGAUUCUCAAUGGAAUCCAGAAAUUCCAAGAUAUAAUUUUGAAGUUUUCUAAUAUCAUACCAGAAAGGUUCAGAGGUUCAGGAGGAAGUACUACUUUAAGAAAACAAAAAGUAAAAGGUUUUUGACCUUAUGUGUGUCUGUGUUUAUUAAAACACUGGGAUAGGGAUGGGCGCUGAAUCUGUGUUGUAAAGAGACAGCAUAAACAUUUCCAAACUGAAGACAGUGUAAUUGGCAACAGAUGUAUUAAAGUGGCAGCUGUGAAUAUUCAUGUUUCAUUUUGUAGCCAUUGGUUUUGAGAUUAUCUUUACUUACAUUUGAAGUUCUUUUUCAAGGGGGACACUUUCUUAUACUAUAACCAAGUAUAAGUAUAAUACUUAUACUUGGUUAUCUUAUAACCAAAAUAGUUAUACUUCUUGGCUCCCCAGAAAAUCAAAGUAACAAUGUACUACGCAAGUUGUGAAGUAAAACUUUAAAUAGGUGUACAGAUGACUUAUACUAUAAAUGAAGAACAGGAAAUAAGAGUUCAUUUUCAUUAAACCUAAAAUAAGACAACCUGUAUUUACCUUAAAGAUUGUUGGGAAUUUAUGGUAUCAUAAAAGGGUUGGUGAUACCUAAUAAAAUUCAGUAGGUCUUAUUGAAUUGAACUGUUAUGGCAAUCCAUUAGAAAACUUAUUUGAGCUUCAAAAAUUUUAGAAGAAUAUAAACUUUAAGUCAAAAUACUCUCACAUAUAGAAGUAACCAUAAAUGAGAGCCAUUUCAGUGGACACCUGGGAAUUUAUGGGAUUUAGGUAUCUAGAAAAGAAAAGAAACAAUACACAUUAUAUACUAAUAAUUUUCCCAAAUCUGCAGAGCUUGUUUUUUGUAAAUUUUCCUUUAUCUUAUAUGGCUUUUCAUAUCAGUCUGUUCCCUAAAACAUUAUUUGAUAAAACAGUCUAAAAAUCCAUUUGAGUAUUGAAAAGGACCCUUUUGUAAAAUGCAGACUUUUGUAAAUUUUAAUUACUGUGUUUUGCUUAAAGUAAGGUACACAUGAAGUUUCCUGUGCUUUGUCUUUGUAAAAACUUUAUUGGUUUCCUGUACUUUGUCUUUGUACAGACUUUGUAUUGUACUUUACUUAGUCUGCAAGAUUUGAGAAUUGAUAGAUUUCACUUUUUGUAAGUUGACAAAACCCACAGUAGAGGACAUUAACUUAGCUGUUGCGACCAAGGACUGCACAGCUUCUAACAAAGAGCUUUGGUUUGGUCUCUCCUUCACCUAUUGAACUACAACCACACUGGUGGUUAUGCUUCUCAGCUAAACUCUCAAAGAGCUCUCUGUUGCCCUGUGAAACACGGGCUGAGUUGAACAGACACAUAGCAUUAGUAAUUUUGUGUUGGAAAAACGGAUUACAAGGCAAAACAGAUCACAAUGUAACAACUUGGCAGUUCUUCACAGUUACAUGUUCUAAUUAAUAUUUGCAAGUAAUCUGAGUUACUUGUGUAUGUUGUGUAUGUUAACCUGUGUUUCACAACUCUGGCCAGAUGCAACCCUUUGAUUUGUUUUAGGAAAAGACCUUUUGCUUCUCUAAUGAUCUUGCUGUUUUAAGAAAUAUAAUGGGAGUGCAGUAGAAGAAGUCAUAUUUUAGAGGACUUUGAUAUGCAGAACUAGAAGCUGAUGUGAUUUCUACAUACAUUUCCAUUAGCUAUACCUUAUGUAAUAUGAGCACAGAUUUUUCACAACUAUAGCUCCUGUCAGUAUUGUAUGCCAAAUCACUGGAUUUCUUAUUUUACUGUUUGUUUUCAACUUUGGGUGCUUUAUUUCCAUUCUUUACAACUAAGUUUCUUGCUCUUAUGAGUCUCAGUGUUCUCUCUCUUGAACCCAGGUGUAUUUAUUUUUCAUAAAAUCUUCUCAGACAUGGUCAAGAUCCAGUACUUCAGCUUCUCUCUCAUUAUAGUGUGAUGAAAAACAUUUUUUAGAGACAAGGCACUACUUAGACAUGUGUUUCUAGGUGGGAAGGAAUCUUUUUUUUUUUUUUUUUUUAGUAGCUGAUUUUUACUGGUUCAUAGAGCAAGUGUUAUGGACAGACUACACCAUACAACCAGCUGUGAAGAUAAUUGCCAACAAGACUCUGGGUUGUGUUUCUCAACCAUCCACUCUCAACAUAGAGAUAAUAAUUUGAUUCUGAAACAAGCACAGUUCAGCUAAACUUGUUUUCUUUUUUGCAUUUGUAUUAGUUUAUCGUAAUGAAUGAAAUGUUCUUACAGAAUUGAAUCUCUUUGAAAUAAAGUUUUAGGCAAUUUGCUCUUGAUUGUCUUAUAUGUAGUAAAUUUAAAGUUACAGGAUGUGUCCCUAGGUAUAAGAUUGGUUCAUUUGGUUCAUUUUGUCUUUGAACCAAGCAUAGUCAUAAACGAACAGUAACAGCUCACUAUAUGCUUGUAUGAAGGGGAUGCUCAGGAUAACUAAGGAAGCUUAAUAUCACUAUAGCCAAAAUACUGUUUCCAGACCCUAAUUCCAGAUCUAUCAUGUGAAUCCUAUCAAGCCAGGGCUUCAAAUUGAUUUAUAGAUUGCCAGUCAGGUAUAUUGUUUUUUUGUUGUUAGUGGGAGCAUGCAAAUUUGAAGAAAUUGAGUGGGAGUUUUUCAGUGUUUAAUUGUGUGAGUGCACUUAGACCAGCCAGUUUGAGUUCUCAUCUGCCUACAAAGGGUUUUAGCUGCUCUUCCAGUCACAUUGACAGGACCAACAAACAUUUUCUAACUUUUGUUAAGGCUGCAAAACAUUUAUGGAGACUUUCCCAGGUAAAUCUAAGACAGUGUCCAUUUAAAUAGUGCAAUUCAGAAUAUUUUGAAAUACAACACAAAAUUGAAAUUUGCCAGUAUAUCAGCUUUCCACCUGAAAGAUACUGUACAUUUGGAAAGUUUAUGCUUCUCAAAUCAAUGUUAUUUAAUAAGCCAUAUCACGUUUUAAGAAAUUGUAUAUACUUUUCCAUACGCCCCUUCAGAAACCAGAUAUUUUGCAUAUGAUUGAUUUUAGAAAGAUUUUGAAGCUGGGGUUUAUUCGUGUAAUUAAGAUCAAAGUAUAUGUAUAUGUAUAUGUACUGUAUUUGGAAUUUUCAAAUUGGAAUUUCUUAUACAUUUAUUAAAUAAAGUGUUGUUUUGCCAUGUGGUUUAUUAAAAACUGAAAAUAUCCAGUCCCUUAAA
Ictidomys tridecemlineatus (thirteen-lined ground squirrel) is the source of this 5430-nucleotide messenger RNA. RefSeq names its product solute carrier family 30 member 4 (gene Slc30a4). Gene Ontology annotation, molecular function: zinc ion transmembrane transporter activity. Gene Ontology annotation, biological process: response to zinc ion; zinc ion transmembrane transport. Gene Ontology annotation, cellular component: plasma membrane. Lineage: Eukaryota; Metazoa; Chordata; Mammalia; Rodentia; Sciuridae. The record is from RefSeq and is a predicted model, not a curated record.